AUGGGUUCGUCAAAAGCAGUGAUCACCAGUGCAGAUGUAGAGGAUUGCCCAGGAAAUGUUUGCAAACUAAAGAAAGGAACUAAUGCUACUUUGCAUUUGAGUUUUAAAACAGAAGAUGUUGUCGAAGAUCUAUCAGUUCGACUAUAUGGUAUUUUAUUGAACCACACCAUGCCGUACCCAGGGCACUACCAGAAAGAUGGUUGCCAGUCUGAUGGUGUUUCUUGUCCAGUGCAGCCUGAUACCAUACAAAAUUAUACGCUAAUUAUCCCAGUACGCAAGAACUUCCCCAAGGUUCCAUCAGUAACAAUAAAACUCGAAAUUAAUGACAUAAUAUGCAUUCAUAUUCCUGGUCAGGUAGCGUAACAAUCGUUUCAGAAACAGAAGACAUACUUCCUUCUCAACAUAUUGCAAAUUCAUAAUUUCUAUACAACAGAAAUCAUUUCAAAACAAUUUUUUGUCAAUAUGUUAUAAAAGAUACACUUUGAAAAACUUGUGCAGUUUGAAAAAGGGGGAAAAGUUGAAAUAGAGAGCAAAUCUUUGUAUUUUCAGAAAAUUUAUAAGAUGACACCUUAUUUUAGAUUUUGUAAAAUUAUUUCAAUUAAAAUAAUCUUAUAUAUUCCAUGCAUGUCUACAUUU
This is a messenger RNA of Gryllus bimaculatus (two-spotted cricket), 636 nucleotides long. Lineage: Eukaryota; Metazoa; Arthropoda; Insecta; Orthoptera; Gryllidae. The record is from the annotation of a GenBank genome assembly.